This is a messenger RNA of Octodon degus (degu), 2904 nucleotides long. It is a transcript of the gene Enpp1, whose product is annotated as ectonucleotide pyrophosphatase/phosphodiesterase 1. Gene Ontology annotation, cellular component: cell surface. Gene Ontology annotation, biological process: inorganic diphosphate transport; regulation of bone mineralization; negative regulation of fat cell differentiation. Bases 51 to 2639 code for a protein of 862 amino acids. The transcript has 23 exons. Gene Ontology annotation, molecular function: dinucleotide phosphatase activity; scavenger receptor activity; phosphodiesterase I activity. NCBI's taxonomy places the organism in Eukaryota, Metazoa, Chordata, Mammalia, Rodentia, Octodontidae. The record is from RefSeq and is a predicted model, not a curated record.
GGCGCGGGCGGGCGGCCUUAAAGGAGCAGCGGGCGGCUGGGCGCUUUGGCAUGGAGCGACGGGACGGCGGCGACGCGGGGCGCGCAGGGCCGCCCGGAGACCCACAGGCGGCCGCGGCGCUGCUGGCGCCCCUGGAGCUGGGUGAGGAGCCGCUUGAGAAGGCGCGCGCGAGGCCGGUCAAGGACCCCAACACCUACAAAGUGCUGUCGCUGGUUUUGUCAGUAUGUGUGUUAACGACAAUCCUCGGUUGUAUAUUUGGGUUGAAACCAAGCUGUGCCAAAGAAGUAAAAAGUUGCAAAGGCCGCUGUUUUGAGAGAACCUUCGGGAACUGUCGCUGCGACGCUGCGUGCGUGGACUUUGGAAACUGCUGCCUCGACUACCAGGAGGCGUGUUUAGAGCCGGGUAAGAGCGCGUCUAGAAGCGGCUGGCGGUCCGGGUGGCCGGCGAAGAUGGAAGAAAGCUCCGUGUCUUCCACGCUGUGGUUUGACACACCUCCUACCCUCUUAUUUUCUUUGGAUGGAUUCAGGGCGGAAUAUUUACACACCUGGGGAGGACUUCUUCCUGUUAUUAGCAAACUAAAGAACUGUGGAACGUACACGAAAAACCUGAGGCCGGUGUACCCAACGAAAACCUUUCCCAAUCACUACACCAUCGUUACGGGACUUUAUCCGGAAUCUCAUGGGCUAAUUGACAAUAAGAUGUUUGACCCUGAAAUGAAUGCUUCCUUUUCGUUUAAAACUAAAGAGAAAUUCAACCCCCAGUGGUACAAAGGCGAGCCAAUUUGGCUCACCGCUAGGUACCAAGGCCUCAAGUCUGGCACCUUCUUUUGGCCGGGAUCAGAUGUGGAAAUUGGUGGUAAUCUGCCAGACAUCUACCAUGUGUAUAACAGCUCCAUACCGUUUGAAAAAAGGAUCUUAGCUGUUCUUGACUGGCUACAGCUUCCACCAGGGGAAAGACCACACUUUUACACUCUGUAUUUAGAAGAACCAGAUUCUUCAGGUCAUUCCUUCGGACCAGUCAGCAGCGAGGUCAUCAAAGCCCUGCAGCGGGUGGACAGCAUGGUUGGCAUGCUGAUGGAGGGCCUUCGAGAGCUCAAGCUGGAUAAGUGCCUGAACCUCAUCCUGAUUUCGGACCACGGCAUGGAACAAGGCAGCUGUAAGAAGUAUGUGUACCUGAAUAAGUAUUUGGGAGAUGUUAAGAAUAUUAAAGUUGUCUACGGCCCUGCGGCUCGCCUGCGGCCCUCGGAUGAUCUCGACAAAUACUAUUCCUUUAAUUAUGAAGGCCUUGCCAAAAAUCUCUCCUGUCUCGAGCCCAAGCAGCACUUCAAACCUUACCUGAAACAGUUCCUGCCCAAGCGUUUUCACUUUGCCAAAAGCAACAGGAUCGAGCCCCUGAUGUUCUACCUGGACCCGCAGUGGCAACUUGCACUGAGUCCCACGGAGAGGAAGCCCUGUGGAGGCGGGUUUCAUGGCUCUGACAAUGUAUUUUCAAAUAUGCAAGCUCUCUUUAUUGGCUAUGGACCUGGAUUCAAGCACAGUGUGGAGGUUGACGCCUUUGAAAACAUUGAAGUCUAUAACUUAAUGUGUGAUUUACUGAACUUAACACCUGCUCCGAAUAAUGGAACUCACGGAAGUCUUAACCAUCUCCUAAAGCAUCCCGUUUACACCCCAGAACACCCCAAAGAAGUACAGCCCCCAGCGAGCUGCCCCAUCACAGGGACCCCCAGAGACAACCUGGGCUGCUCCUGUGACCCCUCGAUUUUGCCUAUUGGUGAUUUUCAGAUGCAGUUUAAUCUGACCAGGACGGAAGAGAAGAACGUGGACCGCGGAGCUCUGCCCUACGGAAGGCCCCGGGCUGUGGAGAGGAAGAGCGUGUGUCUGCUCUAUCACCACCAGUUUGUGAGCGGGUACAGCCGCGACAUCCUCAUGCCCCUCUGGACGUCCUACACCGUGGACAAAAAUGAUGUGCUCUCUGCAGGGGACUUCUCCAACUGCGUGUACCAGGACCUGCGGAUCCCCCUGAGUCCUGUCCAUAAAUGCUCCUUUUAUAAAAACAACGCCAAACUGAGCUACGGGUUCCUCACCCCCCCACAACUGAGUAAAUAUUCAAGCCAAAUAUAUUCUGAAGCAUUACUUACUACUAAUAUCGUGCCAAUGUACCAGAGUUUUCAAGUUAUCUGGCGCUACUUUCACAAUACCCUCCUGCUGAGGCUCGCCAAGGAGAGGAACGGCGUCAACGUGGUCAGUGGCCCCGUGUUUGACUCCGACUAUGACGGCCACAGCGACUCCGGGGAGACUCUGAGGCAGAACGGCAGGAUCAUCCGAAACCAGGAAGUUCUGAUCCCCACCCACUUCUUCAUCGUGCUGACCACCUGCAAAAACGCAUCCGGGACACCCUUGUAUUGCAGCGAUUUAGACCCCAUGGCCUUCAUCCUACCUCACAGGCCCGAUAACAGCGAGAGUUGCACCCAUGAGAAGAGCGAAUCAGCAUGGAUUGAAGAGUUGUUCAAGUUGCACAGAGCACGGGUUGCAGAUGUGGAAUAUGUCACCGGACUCAGCUUCUACCAUGAGAGAAAACAGCCUGUUUCAGACAUUCUCAAGUUGAAAACACGUUUGCCAACUUUUAGUGAAGAAGACUGAUUUUUUUUUAAUUCCCCCAAAAUCCAAACCAAAACCACACCAGGAGUCUUUCUGAGAGAAUCUUACACUUCAUACAGUCCCACACCCGCGCCGUCGCAUUGUUUAGGAAUUGGAGGCAGAGUCAGCACUGGGACUCCUCUGUGAUCCGAAUGUCUCAGGGAGCCUUUGUGCUGCGAGUGGCCAGGGGAGAUGUCCCUGCUAUGUCUGUCUGCUGGAGAGGACGUGUGAGGGGCACGUGCAUUGUCCUGGGAGGAAAGACAGGCCC